AUCACCAAGGUAAGGCAGGAUACACUCAGCAACUGUUUUGCUACCUAUGUGACAUAUGUAUGAUAUCCCUAUGUGUUACUAUCAGCACAUGGGAAUAGGCACAGGCGUUUAGCAUGUCACCUCCCAAGCCCCUUGUCACUGUGAGUUCUGGAGUUCCCAAUCAAUCAUAGCAUUUCAUAUCCUAUUGACUUUGUGACCAGAAUCUUUUCAGGAGCUUUAGGAAGACAUUUCCAGUAAGCAGCACAUAAGCAUGAGUCUGGCUGCCAAAUGGUGAGAUGGAAAACCAUGUGCUUGAGAAGGUCCCAGCAUGGACAAGUGACACUUCAUGUCCCAUUUCCAUGCCAAAGCAAUAAGGCAGUGCUCCUUCUCACCUUGCAGAUUAGCAGCCCACUUAAAAACAAAACAAAACAAAUACAUAAAAAUGCUAUGGCCGUAAGCAUGUUCUCUAAAUGUUGACUUGCUUGAGGGCUUGCCUCUUGGGGUAGCAACGCUGAGGGGGAAAGAGAGCAUGGUGCUUUUUGCUUUGUGGAUUUCCCUGCAGCAUCCCAAGAACACUUCUGUAUUACUGUCUGUUUGCAAAGUAAUUCACUGCUCACAACAGGUAGAAAACAACACGGGCACAUACGGGCCCUGCUAAAAUAUGUCUAGCACCAGCUCAGUUUUUCUUGGCACAUACACAUUUGGGGCAAAAUGACCACAUGGGAAUGGGACUGAAUGAGACUGUUUGCGGGCUCUGCUGAGGCCGAGGUAGCAGAAACGAGGGCUGCAUAUAACGGGACGAGAUGGGUUUCUACAGCAUUCCCCGGCAGAGGCUGAGCUGCUGCCUGGCAUCCCACGGGAGGGACAUGGAGGGGGAGCUGAAGGCCACGAGGCUUUUUCGCAAGUGGCGACGCAAACGUCUGCUCACGCCUUCGGCGGCUGCCGGGCAAGCAGCCGGGAAGCGGGAAAACGGGAUAUCCUCAACAUUCACAUAAACUGAGCGGGGGAAUCGGCUGAGCUGCUCCCUUCCCCCACAUCCUUCUCCUCCUCUGUCCUGGGGCAGGUAGGGGCCGCUCCAUCCCUACCUGGGCGGGGAAGGCGCCGCUCGUUUCUCCUCCCCCCGCUCCUUGCUCCCGCCCCAUCCUCCUCUUCGGCGUCCCCAGAGGGAGCCCCUGCGCUCCGCGGCCGGGAGGAGAGCGCAGCUAGGCAGAGUCGUCCCGCGGCCGGCCCCAGCCGCUCCGCAACCCCUGCGACAGAAAGAGCGCAGGGAGGAGGAAAGAGGAGGAGGAGGAAGAAGAAGGCAGCAGUCCGCCUGUAGCUGGGCAGGCACGUGUGCGCGCAACCCUCGACGGCCGCCCUCCAGCAUGUUGCGUGGAAGCAGAGCGGCAGCCAGGAGCUGAGCGGGGCGGAGCGGAGCGGAGCGCAGGGCAGAGCAGAGCAGAGCGAGGAGCGGCUUGUUGGAGCUCCGUGCUCCCGUCACGUCCCACGUACACCAUGGGCGUCCGCAGCCCCCUGUCCGCCACCGGGCCCUGCGGAGCCGCUGUCCUGGUGCUGCUGCUGCUGCUGCUGCUGGGGCGCGUCGCGCUCUGUUCCGCCGUGGAGGAGAAGAAAGUCUGUCAAGGUACAAAUAACAAGUUGACCCAGCUGGGGCACGUGGAAGACCAUUUCACCAGCCUGCAGAGAAUGUACAACAACUGUGAAGUGGUGCUGAGUAACCUGGAGAUUACCUAUGUGGAACAUAACCGUGAUCUCUCCUUCCUUAAGACCAUACAGGAGGUUGCAGGCUAUGUGCUCAUUGCACUUAACAUGGUGGACGUUAUUCCCUUAGAAAACCUCCAGAUUAUCCGAGGGAACGUGCUUUACGACAACUCUUUCGCCCUGGCAGUUUUAUCCAAUUACCACAUGAAUAAAACCCAGGGACUUCGAGAGCUGCCAAUGAAACGGUUAUCAGAAAUUCUCAAUGGAGGUGUUAAAAUCAGCAACAACCCCAAACUGUGCAACAUGGACACUGUUCUGUGGAAUGACAUCAUUGAUACAAGCAGGAAGCCUCUCACAGUACUUGACUUUGCAAGCAAUCUUUCUUCUUGUCCAAAAUGCCAUCCGAACUGCACAGAAGACCACUGCUGGGGUGCUGGUGAACAGAACUGCCAGACUUUAACAAAAGUCAUCUGUGCCCAGCAAUGCUCUGGCCGGUGCAGAGGAAAGGUGCCCAGUGACUGCUGCCACAACCAGUGUGCUGCAGGGUGCACGGGACCUCGGGAGAGCGACUGCCUGGCAUGCCGCAAGUUUCGGGAUGAUGCUACCUGCAAGGACACAUGUCCCCCACUGGUCCUCUAUAACCCCACCACCUACCAAAUGGAUGUCAACCCUGAGGGAAAAUACAGCUUUGGAGCCACUUGUGUGAGGGAAUGCCCACACAACUAUGUGGUGACAGAUCAUGGCUCCUGCGUUCGCUCAUGCAAUACUGAUACUUACGAGGUGGAAGAAAACGGCGUUCGAAAGUGUAAAAAAUGUGAUGGGCUGUGCAGCAAAGUGUGCAAUGGCAUUGGAAUAGGUGAACUUAAAGGGAUCCUAUCCAUAAACGCCACAAACAUCGACUCCUUCAAAAAUUGUACAAAGAUCAAUGGGGAUGUCAGCAUUCUUCCUGUUGCGUUUCUAGGGGAUGCCUUCACAAAGACACUACCCCUUGACCCUAAGAAGCUGGAUGUCUUCAGAACAGUCAAAGAAAUAUCAGGAUUUCUGUUAAUUCAGGCCUGGCCUGAUAAUGCUACUGAUCUCUAUGCUUUUGAAAAUCUGGAGAUUAUCCGAGGCCGAACCAAGCAGCAUGGCCAGUAUUCCCUUGCUGUUGUUAACUUGAAAAUACAGUCCUUGGGGCUGCGCUCCCUCAAGGAAAUAAGUGAUGGAGACAUUGCCAUUAUGAAGAACAAGAACCUCUGCUACGCUGACACCAUGAACUGGCGCAGCUUGUUUGCUACUCAGAGUCAAAAAACAAAAAUAAUACAGAACAGAAAUAAAAAUGAUUGUACUGCUGACAGGCAUGUGUGUGACCCGCUGUGCUCGGACGUGGGCUGCUGGGGCCCAGGGCCCUUCCACUGCUUUUCCUGCAGGUUUUUCAGUCGCCAGAAGGAGUGUGUGAAACAGUGCAACAUCCUGCAAGGGGAGCCACGUGAGUUUGAAAGGGACUCCAAAUGCCUCCCCUGCCACUCGGAGUGUCUGGUACAGAACUCCACUGCAUACAACGCAACUUGCACUGGACCUGGCCCGGACCACUGUGUGAAGUGUGCCCAUUUUAUAGAUGGUCCCCACUGUGUGAAGACCUGCCCCGCAGGGGUGCUGGGUGAGAAUGAUACCCUCGUCUGGAAGUAUGCAGAUGCCAAUGCUGUUUGCCAUCUCUGCCAUCCAAACUGUACACGAGGAUGCAAAGGACCAGGUCUUGAAGGAUGUCCAAAUGGCUCCAAAACUCCAUCCAUCGCGGCUGGUGUUGUUGGAGGACUCCUGUGCCUGGUUGUGGUUGGUUUGGGCAUCGGCCUUUACCUGCGGCGCCGUCACAUCGUGCGGAAGCGCACCCUGCGCAGGCUGCUGCAAGAGAGGGAGCUUGUCGAACCACUGACACCCAGUGGGGAGGCACCAAACCAGGCCCACCUAAGAAUUCUAAAGGAAACAGAAUUUAAAAAGGUCAAAGUUUUGGGUUCUGGAGCUUUUGGCACUGUUUAUAAGGGACUUUGGAUCCCAGAAGGGGAAAAGGUUAAAAUUCCUGUUGCUAUUAAAGAAUUGAGAGAGGCUACAUCGCCAAAAGCCAACAAGGAAAUACUUGAUGAAGCCUAUGUGAUGGCUAGUGUUGACAAUCCUCAUGUGUGCCGCUUGCUGGGAAUCUGCCUCACUUCCACUGUGCAGCUCAUCACCCAGCUCAUGCCUUAUGGCUGCCUCCUUGACUACAUCCGAGAGCACAAGGACAACAUUGGCUCCCAGUACCUUCUCAACUGGUGUGUGCAGAUUGCCAAGGGAAUGAACUACCUGGAGGAACGUCGUCUGGUGCACCGUGACCUUGCUGCCAGGAAUGUCCUUGUUAAGACUCCACAACAUGUGAAAAUCACAGACUUUGGGCUGGCAAAGCUGCUUGGGGCAGAUGAGAAGGAGUAUCACGCAGAGGGAGGCAAGGUUCCUAUUAAAUGGAUGGCAUUGGAGUCAAUUUUACACCGAAUUUAUACUCAUCAAAGUGAUGUCUGGAGUUACGGUGUGACAGUUUGGGAGUUGAUGACAUUUGGGUCCAAGCCUUAUGAUGGGAUCCCUGCAAGUGAAAUCUCCUCUGUCUUGGAGAAAGGCGAGCGUCUGCCUCAGCCACCAAUUUGUACUAUUGAUGUGUACAUGAUCAUGGUCAAAUGCUGGAUGAUUGACGCAGACAGCCGUCCCAAGUUUCGUGAGCUGAUUGCAGAGUUCUCCAAAAUGGCUCGAGACCCUCCCCGCUAUCUUGUUAUACAGGGAGAUGAAAGAAUGCACUUGCCCAGCCCUACAGAUUCCAAAUUUUAUCGCACCCUGAUGGAGGAGGAGGACAUGGAAGACAUUGUGGAUGCAGAUGAGUAUCUCGUCCCACACCAGGGCUUUUUCAACAGCCCCUCUACAUCUCGGACUCCUCUCCUGAGUUCAUUGAGCGCUACUAGCAACAAUUCUGCUACAACCUGCAUUGACAGAAAUGGGCAGGGGCACCCUGUGAGGGAAGAUAGCUUUGUCCAGAGGUACAGCUCAGACCCAACAGGUAAUUUCUUGGAGGAGAGCAUAGAUGAUGGCUUCCUGCCUGCUCCGGAGUAUGUAAACCAGCUGAUGCCCAAGAAACCGUCUACUGCUGUGGUUCAGAAUCCAAUCUACAACAACAUCUCUCUCACAGCAAACUCAAAGCUCCCUAUGGACUCAAGCUACCAGAAUUCCCACAGCACAGCUGUGGACAACCCUGAAUAUCUCAACACUAACCAGUCCCCACAGGCCAAAACAGCUUUUGAGAGCUCUCCUUACUGGAUCCAGUCAGGCAAUCAUCAAAUAAAUCUGGACAAUCCUGACUACCAGCAGGACUUUUUACCAAAUGAAACAAAACCUAAUGGUCUCUUGAAAGUUCCUGCAGCAGAAAACCCAGAAUACUUGAGGGUGGCAGCACCAAAAAGUGAAUACAUUGAAGCUUCAGCAUGACCACAGAGGAUUUUUUCUUGCAGUGAGACAAGCCAGACUGGUGAAUCGCCUGGCUGCUGCAAGAGCAAAAACUGUUCAGCAUGAAUGGCAACCACAAUGCAUCAAUAAGCACACUUCAGCACGCAAUCUGAAUCUGCAAAACCAAUCUCACAGGACAGUUUGGGUCUUUUCUUGCCCAUUUCCAUGUAUAGCUGAAGCCCAUACCCUGCACUGAGAUGUGUGUUGAAAUGGAGCGGGACCUUCCUGUACAGAAAAAAUAUGGAUGCAUUCCUUUCAUUUUCAAAUGGUAGCAUGGUAAGAAGCCACUCUGGGAUGAACUUGUGAGCUGUACACUCUGUACAGUCUAAUUUCUUUCUACAAUGUGUAUUUUUAUAAAUGUUUCUAACAGAUUUUUUGGAUCUUUUACAAGAUCAGAUGCUUGUACUGCUUGUCUGUUAGUUGGUGCUCAGAUCACCAGCAGGAAGAAAAACAAUGUUACUAAAUAGUUUUCCAAAGGUCCAGGAACAGAAAUAGUUAUUCCAUACCACAGGAUUUUUACAAAUUGGCUCCACAUACUGCAUCCUGGCAUGAACAGGAAAAGUGCAUCUGGUGGAUGUAUGGGAGAUUCUGUCCAUGGCAGGAUGAAGUAAAUUAUUCUGGGGAAAACCAGCACAAGGAGUGAACAGCAAGACACAUCACCUACUGACCACCGCUGCUAAAAACUGACAGGAGGAAUGCAGCUCACAAUAAUUUGUAGAUUUUUACAGAGCACUCACUCAUCUGUUUUCUGAUGGUAAAACACAAGGUGUUUUCUGAUGUAUUAUGCUGUUGUACAGUUGUCAAAAUGCCUCUCUUCUUAAACAAAACUGUUAAAGAUGUUGCCAUAAGUGAAAAAUUCAGUGUCAAAUAAUGUUUAACAGACUCUAAUUAAAUGUCAAGGAAAUGCAAAUGGUUGUAAAUUGGAGCCUUAAUGAGACAGACAGGAAGACUGAUACUAAAUUAAACUUCAGUAAGGCAAGAAACACAGGUAGCUCUAGCCAAGUAGUCUCUUUUAGAGACUCAGAAAUCUUUUUGCCCACAUUUGGCAAAGAAAAUGGUCAUGCCCAUGUUAGCACUUUCCUCACUUCGAGGCAGAAUAUGGCCAGUAGCUGUAUGAUGCCAGGGAAGAGACUAGGGCUGUUUGCUUCACUGUACCUUUCCGUGUGGGGCGACCUCUCACACCCCAAAAUAACACAGGAGGUCAGUGAGCAUGGGUUCAGAAAAGGAAGAGUAAUCUAGAAUGGUGGAAGAAGUUGCCUACCUCUUAUGAAACACACAGCUUCUCACUGUUUCUUCAAAAUACCCAGCCUAGGCUUCUGUUGUCAGUGUGGAAGAAGCAGACUAGCCAAGGUUAAGAUUUUAACGUAACAGUAUAAAUACUCUUUAUACUGAUAGCAUGUCAGUCACUGGAACCAAACCAGGUACUCUUUCAAGGGCUCCAUGUUACAAAACGUAAAACUCUUCCAGCAAUGAUAUUUCCUUAUGAAGGCAGUAGGACUGAAAUGCCCAAAGUGUGACUUUCCAGCAGCUUGCCAAUUUUAAUCAAACCAUUAGUUCAGAAAUCAAAGGCAUGUUCAUCAAUUUUAGAACAUUGUUUUUACAGAUUUACUGAGGAGUGAAAGAGUGGUCAUGUGAAAUGACCCUUUUUAUAGGUAAUGCAGUGAAAAUGCAUAAACAGCUCCUGUGUGUGCUGUAGUUCAUCAGCUGCCUUUCAGUUUGAGGUAGAAAAGUGUAUUUACUCAAAAUCCAAAGGUUUUCCUGGUCUGCUAUUUCAUAGAUUUGUGUCACUGAGACGUGAGUCCCAGCCAAAGUGCUAUGGGGAAUGCAGUGUCCGACUUUGAUUAUUGCUGGUUUGUGUUUAAAACAGUAACCAAAAUUUAGUUCCCACAUCCAACUAGUGGCAGAUUUCUUUUUGCAUUCCUGAGAGCACAUUUGUUCUGUUGCUCUCAAAAGCAGUGUGAAUGCACAGGCAGUGCUUUUCUGCCCACCCACCAUCCCAAGAGGAAUGUAAAUAAAACCAAAAUGUAUUUUAACAGAAAGCACAGAUAAUUUUCAGUUCACUAAAUCUAUUCUGUCUCCAAGCAGAACACUAGAAAAUCAUACAGUGCAUGUCCUCCCAUAGCAAAUUUACAACAGAAUUACAUGGAAGAAUGUAUUGAUGUUUUAAUCUGUCAUCCAAAACAAGAAAGCCACUAAGAAGGAGCAAUAUCUAUAACCAGUAUUAUGUAGCAUUAAAAUUGUUCAAUAUUGGUUAGUUUACUUGCCCUUCUAAAGCUAUUUAGGAGGAAUUCAGUAGAGACUUAUUACUAGAA
Molecule: messenger RNA, 7487 nt
Organism: Phasianus colchicus (ring-necked pheasant)
Lineage: Eukaryota; Metazoa; Chordata; Aves; Galliformes; Phasianidae
Gene: EGFR
Product: epidermal growth factor receptor
Biological process (GO): multicellular organism development; protein phosphorylation; positive regulation of epithelial cell proliferation
Cellular component (GO): plasma membrane; signaling receptor complex; basal plasma membrane
Molecular function (GO): epidermal growth factor receptor activity; epidermal growth factor binding; ATP binding
Source: RefSeq, a predicted model, not a curated record